Molecule: messenger RNA, 1177 nt
Organism: Cucumis sativus (cucumber)
Lineage: Eukaryota; Viridiplantae; Streptophyta; Magnoliopsida; Cucurbitales; Cucurbitaceae
Product: ethylene-responsive transcription factor ERF011
Exons: 1
Coding region: 285-806 (173 amino acids)
Biological process (GO): regulation of DNA-templated transcription
Molecular function (GO): DNA-binding transcription factor activity; DNA binding
Source: RefSeq, a predicted model, not a curated record
UUUGUUGAGAUACGGAAAGGAAGAAAGAAAUAUCAACGUGGAGGGUAAUUGAGAUGACAAACUUGGUGGCAAACUACUACUAGACAUUACUAUUAACCUCAAACAAGAACAGCGCAAACCAAAAAAGAAAAACAAAAAACAAAUGCCCACUCCAAAACCAAACCCUUUUCUCUUAUUCCACAAAAUUCAUACCCAUAUUUUCCCUUUCUUUUUCCUAUGAAGAUUUCGAUUUCGUUUACUUCCUUUUACUCAAACUGACACCUCAGAUUUCGAAUUCGAUCGCCAUGGACGGCGGAGGAGUACCAGAAGCUACCAGAAAAAGAUCAGCCCUCGACAAUCAGAGGCUUUACAAAGGGAUAAGGAUGAGGAAGUGGGGUAAGUGGGUGGCUGAGAUUCGAGAGCCCAAUAAACGCUCUAGGAUUUGGCUCGGCUCUUACUCCUCUCCUGUCGCCGCCGCCAGGGCCUACGAUACCGCCGUUUUUUACCUCAGAGGCCCUUCUGCCAGGCUUAAUUUUCCCGAGUUGUUGGCAGGGGAAGGCCGUGGAAUUACCGCCGGCGCCGGGGAUAUGUCGGCGGCUUCUAUACGGAAGAAAGCCACGGAGGUUGGGGCAAGAGUGGAUGCUCUGGAGAGUUCCGUAGGUCAACAGAGUCGGAGCCAUCAUUCCCACGCAUCGGCAUCUCCGCCAGAGACGAAAGGGUGCAGUGGGUUCUUGGAUCGGGUGGAUUUGAACAAAUUACCCGACCCGGAAGAAGAAGAUGAAGAAGGGGAUGGUGAGUUCGAGUGGGAGAGAGUCGAGAGACACUGAAAUGAAAUUCAAACUCAACAACUCAAGAAUUGGGGAUUUUUUUUCUCUUAUUCAAAGGCGCCAACAUGCGCCGCCGAGGUAUGUCACCGCCGAUCAUCGUCCGUCCCCUGAUUUGCCUCUCUCUAUUUCUGUUUAGGCCGCCUCCAUCUAGGGUUUUUUUUUUUCUUAUUUUGUUUUCUUUUUUUUUUUUUAAUUUUCUUUAUGAGUUUUUUUUUUUUCCUUUCUUUAACCAAAAAGAAAUUUUGGCCCAUGUAGUAAUAUUAUGAUUAUGAAUGAAUGUACAUUAACUUAGGAACCCAGUUAUGAUAAUGAUGAUAAUGAUGAUAAUGAUGAUAAUGAUAAAAUUUCUUCCUUGGUGUAACUGGAAUCAA